GUUUGUGGUAGAGGUCUCUGAACGCGAUCGCAUCGUGUUUUUAAGUUCAACAACUAAAAAGUUUAUUGUAAAAGAAAUUGUUUUAAUUGUGUCUUCUUUAAACGUUUACGAAGUGAUUUAUAAAUAUGUCCACGCAACCGCACAGCAAAAAAAGGGUUUGCUAUUAUUACGAUAGCGAUAUUGGAAAUUAUUAUUAUGGCCAGGGACAUCCCAUGAAACCCCACCGUAUACGAAUGACUCAUAAUUUGCUGUUAAAUUAUGGACUUUAUAGAAAAAUGGAAAUUUAUAGGCCUCAUAAAGCGACAGCAGAUGAAAUGACUAAAUUCCACUCGGAUGACUACAUAAGAUUUUUGCGUUCAAUUCGACCUGAUAAUAUGUCCGAGUACAAUAAGCAGAUGCAACGUUUUAAUGUGGGAGAAGAUUGCCCCGUUUUUGAUGGGCUGUACGAGUUUUGUCAAUUAUCAGCUGGUGGCUCUGUAGCUGCAGCUGUCAAAUUAAAUAAACAAGCUUCAGAAAUUUGUAUUAAUUGGGGUGGUGGAUUGCACCAUGCGAAAAAAUCUGAAGCAUCUGGAUUUUGUUAUGUUAAUGAUAUAGUUUUGGGUAUCUUAGAAUUACUCAAAUAUCAUCAAAGAGUACUUUACAUAGAUAUUGAUGUUCACCAUGGUGAUGGUGUUGAGGAAGCUUUUUAUACAACUGAUCGUGUUAUGACGGUCUCUUUUCAUAAAUAUGGUGAAUAUUUUCCAGGUACUGGAGACUUGCGGGAUAUAGGUGCUGGAAAGGGCAAAUACUACGCCGUUAAUAUUCCACUAAGAGAUGGAAUGGACGAUGAAUCGUACGAGAGUAUAUUUGUCCCCAUAAUCAGUAAGGUUAUGGAGACUUUCCAACCUAGUGCUGUGGUGUUACAGUGCGGAGCGGACUCAUUAACAGGCGACCGUUUAGGUUGUUUCAAUUUAACCGUCCGCGGUCAUGGAAAAUGCGUCGAAUUCGUCAAACGUUACGGGCUUCCAUUCAUGAUGGUUGGCGGCGGCGGAUAUACAAUCAGAAACGUUUCAAGGGCGUGGACGUACGAAACAUCAGUUGCUUUAGGCGUAGAAAUCGCCAAUGAACUUCCCUACAACGACUAUUUCGAAUAUUUCGGCCCCGAUUUCAAAUUACAUAUCAGCCCAAGCAAUAUGUCGAAUCAAAACACACCCGAGUAUUUAGAAAAAGUUAAAACACGAUUAUUUGAAAAUUUACGAAUGUUACCUCACGCGCCAGGCGUUCAAGUUCAGACAAUCCCAGAAGAUGCUAUGAAUGAAGAUUCUGAUAACGAAGAUAAGGUUGAUAAAGACGAACGAUUACCUCAAAAAGAUUUGGAUAAGAGAAUUGUACCUGAAAAUGAAUUUUCCGAUUCCGAGGAUGAAGGAGAAGGUGGAAGGAGGGACAAUCGCAGUUAUAAAAGUAGGAAAAGACCUAGGUUGGAGAAAGGAAUGGAAAAUAAGGAUAAUAUUUCAGAUGAUAAAGUCCUUAAAGACGAAAUUAAACCUGAAAAAGGUGAUGAUAAAGACGCAGAUGAGUCAAAGAAAGAUACAGGUCCUAAUCCGUGACAUAACCCUGGAAAUUAUUCCAAAUACAAGUAAGUUUUGAUUUCGUUUUGUUCCGUUAGGUGUAUUAAUAAUAUUAUAACGAUGUAAAACUAUAACUUAUUUUUUACCAAUAUGGACACAAUUUGAUCUCUAAUCUCCCUCAAGUAAUCGUUUAAUUAUUAAGCGUAAUUUGUAUUCAGUUUUACGUUUUAAUUUUUUUCCUAUUGAUUAUUUUUAUAUUAUUAGUGAGUUGUUGAUAAACUUUGAGGGUGAAUAUAUUUAUAUCACGACGAUUCAAUGUGAGUGUCCUUUUCAUAAUGAUAAUAAUAAUAAAAGUAAAUUUUAAUUAUAAAA
Molecule: messenger RNA, 1919 nt
Organism: Onthophagus taurus
Lineage: Eukaryota; Metazoa; Arthropoda; Insecta; Coleoptera; Scarabaeidae
Gene: HDAC1
Product: Histone deacetylase 1
Biological process (GO): heterochromatin formation
Cellular component (GO): NuRD complex
Molecular function (GO): histone deacetylase activity
Source: RefSeq, a predicted model, not a curated record